Molecule: messenger RNA, 1989 nt
Organism: Zingiber officinale
Lineage: Eukaryota; Viridiplantae; Streptophyta; Magnoliopsida; Zingiberales; Zingiberaceae
Exons: 7
Coding region: 88-1704 (538 amino acids)
Source: RefSeq, a predicted model, not a curated record
UUCGUCCCACAUCUUUGCUGGUUGUAUCGCACGGCUCUAGCUCAACAGCAAGGUUACGACGUGAGCACGCAAAUCAGCGAGCAGGAGAUGGGCGCUUCAUCGUCCGCCGAUCACGGCGAAAUCGAGCAGCACCGGCGGCAGGAAGAGGAGGAAGCCUCCGCCGCCUCCACUGGCUUCCUCCCCGUCCUUCGUUCCUCCUUUCCCAACCUCUCCCCACCCGGCUCCUCCACCCUCCCCCUCUCUUCCCUCCAGGCGGCGCUCUCCUUGGACGCCCCAACGCUUACGUCUGAGUCGACCCCCGUGCCGGAUCACUUCCACCUCAUCUUGGCCAACCUCGGCAAGACACUGGCCUCCCUCAUCUUCCCCAAGGGAGACGAUGGGGAAAUCGACUGGAUUGGCUUCUUGAUAGGCUACAAUCGGUGCUGCGCGAGGAUGCCUGUUUCGCAAUCCGUCAACUUGCUGUACAGAUUGUACGCUGCCCUGUGCCGGGAAGCCAGCGCACCUUGCGGGUUGGAGUUCGAUCCUGAUUCAGAUGAGAACGAUAAGGUCGGUGGGAGUCUUCUGCCUGGAGAAUUGCUCGUGCUUCUUUGGAUUUGUUGGGUGAUGGGGCAUUCUUCGAGGAUAGCGAAGAUGCCCAAAGGGGGGAAGGAUCCUUUAGUGCUGCCUGACGUGAGUCAUCUGUUGUUGUCGGCGUUUGUAUCGUGCGGUGUGGUUACGGAGGAUGAGAGCAUAUGGCGAUGCGAUGUUGCGGGGAUUGAUAAAGGAGUUUCUGCCCAGAAGCUUCAGACGUGGGUCUUGACUACGGUGCCGGGCUUAUCGAAUUGCCUUGCGCGACAUGUGCAGGAGAGGAUCCGAGAUUUCUCCACUUCAGCGGAGAGUGUGAGUUCUUCUGAUUUAGUUUCUGAUGAUAAUUCUAAUGGUGAUGUUCAUGAUGCAUACCUCUUGACUCGAGGAAGGGCUUGGGCUGUAUCCCUUACACAAAGAGAAAAAUUAAGUGAAGAACUUUCUUCCUUCCAAGUAAACUCAUGGGAUCUUCUAUAUAGGUCUUCAAUUCAUGGGAAAGGGUUGAGUAGGUUUUGGUCUAAUGUUGAGGGUUACAACAGUUCGCUUUUUGUUUUGGUCUCUGCUAGUUCAGAAGAUUCUACUGAACAUAACAAUCCUAGAAGAUGGAUAAUUGGAAUAUCAACUGCACAGGGGUUCGAGAAUAAAGAUUCAUUUUUUGGCAGCUCUGGAAAUCUUUAUGCAAUAAACCCAAUCUUUCGUGUUUUUCCUCCUUCUGGGAAGGAAAAGAAUUUCUUAUACUGCCACCUGCGUCCUACUAUUAGGGUCUAUGAGCCAAACCCAAAACCCGUUGGAUUGGCAUUUGGGGGAUCCAUCGGCAACGAGAGGAUAUUUAUAGAUGAAGAUUUUGCUCAAGUCACAGUGCGCCAUCAUGCAAUAGAUAAAACUUAUCAACAUGGUUCUCUUAUUCCUAACCAGGGUUUCUUACCAGUUGAAGCUUCCGUCUUAGAGGUUGAAGUAUGGGGUUUUGGUGGGAAAGCAGCAAAAGAAAAGCAGGAUGCUUUCAAGAACCGUGAGAAUCUUUUCUCCGAACAGCGACGAAAGAUUGAUCUGAAAACUUUUGCUAAUUGGGAAGACUCCCCGGAGAAGAUGAUGAUGGAAAUGGUAUCUGAUCCUAAUAAAGUUCGACGGGAAGAUCGGUAAAAAAAACAAACUUGGCCUUUUGCUAAUAAAGUUUGAUCCUCCUACCAACUUGUCACCAAUAUAUAUGGGUCAUACGGUCAAGAUAACUUCAUGAGGUGUCCAUCUCAUUGAUGUAAAUGUGUGUUAAUAUAUCGGCAUGAGGUUUGCUAUAUAAAUGUCAUCUCCCUAUUGAAAAUAAGUUUGUCCUCAGGUAACUGUAAUGUGUGGGAUGGAAUCCCACAUACAAGUGACUUCUUAGUGACUGUUUUUUUUCAUUAAGUUAAAAUAUAUAUUUUUUUAUUAUUA